ACUGCACAACCCGCUCACUCAUGUGCGCAAACCUCUGCCGCUGUUUCUGAGGCAGACCGCAACUGGAACCGCGCCAACGCAACAGGUCUGUGGAAAAUGAGCAGUGGCCUUUGAAGGUUUUGCCAUCGCCGGUCCACACCAUCUCUUCAGCCAUGAUGUCCAAGUCCGCCCUCCUCAAAGUCAUUCUUCUGGGGGACGGCGGCGUGGGCAAGUCCUCCCUCAUGAACCGCUACGUGACCAACAAGUUCGACUCGCACCUGUUCCACACCAUCGGAGUGGAGUUCCUCAACAAGGAGCUGGAGGUGGACGGGAAUGUGGUGACUCUGCAGAUAUGGGACACGGCGGGACAGGAGCGCUUCAGGAGCCUGCGGACCCCGUUCUACCGAGGGUCUGACUGCUGCCUGCUCACCUUCAGCGUAGAUGAUGGACAAAGCUUUAGUAACUUGGCCAACUGGAAAAAAGAGUUUGUUUACUACGCGGAUGUGAAAGAUCCAGAUACUUUUCCCUUUGUGGUUUUGGGGAAUAAGCUGGACGUCCCGGAGAGGCAGGUGUCCGUGGAGGAUGCGAGGAAGUGGUGUAAAGAGAAUGGAGGACAUCCGUACUUUGAGACAAGCGCAAAGGAUUCUACUAAUGUGUCUUCUGCUUUCGAGGAGGCCGUGAGGAGAGUGUUAGCGCUGGACGACAAAGCAGAACAUCUGAUUCAGACCAACACGGUGGACAUUCAGAAGAAAAGCCACCCCGACCAGCAGUGUUGUUAAAACUCACUGCUCAGAGUCACAGAACUGUUGGAAAUGUUAUGUGGAUUUUUUAAUUAUGACAAAAGAAAAGAAACAGAAAGAAAUGGUAAAGAAAAUGUUUGGACAGUUUCACAAAAUAA
Molecule: messenger RNA, 877 nt
Organism: Periophthalmus magnuspinnatus
Lineage: Eukaryota; Metazoa; Chordata; Actinopteri; Gobiiformes; Gobiidae
Product: ras-related protein Rab-9A-like
Exons: 3
Coding region: 153-758 (201 amino acids)
Biological process (GO): Rab protein signal transduction; retrograde transport, endosome to Golgi
Cellular component (GO): phagocytic vesicle; late endosome; lysosome
Molecular function (GO): GTP binding; GTPase activity
Source: RefSeq, a predicted model, not a curated record